CAGGUUGUUAGCAACAUGAGAGCAGGGUCUGGAUCUUACCUGUUCAAGAGUGUAUCUCCAGCGCCCAAUGCCUGGCAUAUAGCUUAAAUGUUGAUUUGGCUACUUGGCUACUGAACACAAAAUGAAUAACUCAACAAACUCCUCUAAUAAUGGCCUGGCAAUCACCAGUCCUUAUAAGACAUUUGAAGUGGUGUUUAUUGUCCUGGUGGCUGGAUCCCUCAGCUUGGUGACUAUUAUUGGAAACAUCCUGGUCAUGGUUUCCAUUAAAGUCAACCGCCACCUCCAGACAGUCAACAACUACUUUUUGUUCAGUUUGGCCUGUGCUGACCUCAUCAUAGGUGUUUUCUCCAUGAACUUGUACACCCUCUACACUGUGAUCGGCUACUGGCCUCUAGGACCUGUGGUGUGUGACCUCUGGCUAGCCUUGGACUAUGUGGUCAGCAAUGCCUCUGUCAUGAAUCUGCUCAUCAUCAGCUUUGACAGAUACUUCUGUGUCACCAAACCUCUGACCUACCCCGUUAAGCGGACCACGAAAAUGGCAGGGAUGAUGAUCGCAGCCGCUUGGGUCCUGUCCUUUAUCCUCUGGGCUCCGGCCAUUCUCUUCUGGCAGUUCAUUGUAGGGGUGAGAACUGUGGAGGAUGGGGAAUGCUACAUUCAGUUUUUCUCCAAUGCCGCUGUCACCUUUGGUACCGCCAUUGCAGCCUUCUAUCUGCCAGUGAUCAUCAUGACUGUGCUGUAUUGGCAUAUAUCCCGAGCCAGCAAGAGCAGGAUAAAGAAGGAGAAGAAAGAGCCCGUGGCCAACCAAGAUCCAGUUUCUCCAAGUCUGGUGCAAGGAAGAAUAGUGAAGCCAAAUAAUAACAACAUGCCCGGCAAUGACGGUGGCCUGGAGCACAACAAAAUCCAGAAUGGCAAGGCCACCAGAGAUGCUGUGACCGAGAACUGCGUCCAGGGGGAAGAGAAAGAGAGCUCCAACGAUUCCACCUCAGUCAGUGCUGUGGCCUCCAAUAUGAGAGAUGAUGAAAUAACCCAGGAUGAAAACACAGUUUCCACUUCCUUGGGCCAUUCCAAAGAUGAGAACUCGAAGCAAACAUGCAUCAAAAUUGUCACCAAGACCCAAAAAGGUGACUCCUGUACACCAACUAAUACCACUGUGGAGCUAGUUGGGUCUUCUGGUCAGAACGGAGAAGAAAAACAGAACAUUGUAGCCCGCAAGAUCGUGAAGAUGACCAAGCAGCCUGCAAAGAAGAAGCCUCCUCCUUCCCGGGAAAAGAAAGUGACCAGGACAAUCUUGGCUAUCCUGUUGGCUUUCAUCAUCACCUGGGCCCCAUACAAUGUCAUGGUGCUCAUUAACACCUUCUGUGCACCAUGCAUCCCCAACACAGUGUGGACCAUUGGUUAUUGGCUCUGUUACAUCAACAGUACUAUCAACCCCGCCUGCUAUGCACUGUGUAAUGCCACCUUCAAGAAGACCUUUAAACACCUUCUCAUGUGUCAUUACAAGAACAUAGGUGCAACAAGGUAAAACAUCUUUGAAAAGAAGRGAAAUGGUCAGGGGAGCUUGGGAAGUAUAAAGAGGAUAAAAGAGCUCCUACUAUUAAAAUCUCUGCCCUUGCACUUUAUGGUCUUAUUAUGGAAUGGAAAAUAAGGAGCUCCACAGUGACCCUCUUUUCAUGCCAUAGCUCCAGUUUGAAAAAAAAAAAAAACUUUCACCUUAUAAACACUGUCAGUUUAGGAGCAACRAGACAAUAAAAGAGACAUGUUGGAACUGUGCAUUUAAGGAACAAUCUAGGCUGCCGUACUCUCUUGAAGAAAGGCUUAUGAAUCUACAAAUCUGUCAGUCUCUGCACAAGAAGAAAAACCUAUUCUUUUUUGUUGUUUCUCUUUCCUUUUGUUCUCAUGUGUCCCUGUGAGGACGAAAUGCCAGAAUACACACUAUAGAGAAAUGGACAUUAUACAACGGGCAAGUGAAGAAAAGAAAUCCAAAAGGCUGCAGAAACGGUCUCCAGAGUGUCAAGCAGAUUCUCUUCUUUAGGUAUGAUAUUAUUUGGAGGACCGCACUACAAUCAGCGCUUUUUUUUUUCUACCUGUCCCUUUUUCCAUCCAUGAAAAGCAAGCAAACAAACAAAAACCCAUCUAGAUGACACCAUUUAUUUUUAUUAUGGUCUAGGUUUGCACUUGUCCAUUCUACAUGGCUUAUGGUAGUACCUUUGGACUUUCAUCCAGUCCAUCCACAGACAGCUUGAACACGGGCACUUCUCCCCUC
Urocitellus parryii (Arctic ground squirrel) is the source of this 2263-nucleotide messenger RNA. It is a transcript of the gene Chrm2, whose product is annotated as cholinergic receptor muscarinic 2. Gene Ontology annotation, biological process: regulation of smooth muscle contraction; regulation of heart contraction; chemical synaptic transmission. Gene Ontology annotation, cellular component: plasma membrane; dendrite; synapse. The record is from RefSeq and is a predicted model, not a curated record. NCBI's taxonomy places the organism in Eukaryota, Metazoa, Chordata, Mammalia, Rodentia, Sciuridae. Gene Ontology annotation, molecular function: G protein-coupled acetylcholine receptor activity; G protein-coupled serotonin receptor activity.